Molecule: messenger RNA, 714 nt
Organism: Teleopsis dalmanni
Lineage: Eukaryota; Metazoa; Arthropoda; Insecta; Diptera; Diopsidae
Exons: 5
Coding region: 82-714 (210 amino acids)
Source: RefSeq, a predicted model, not a curated record
AAGAAUAAAUAAUUAAUAUAAGUACGGUAAAACGUACAAGAAGAAAUAAUAUGUUUUAAGCAUUCUUUUCAGUAGUGAAAAAUGGUUGAUAUUGAUGAAGAUGAAGGGGGAUUGACGGGAUUGUUUAUCCUAAUUAUUCUUAUAUGGUUUAUCUCCUUAUGUGUCCUCAUCUUUAUUAUUGUUGUGACAUUACAUCAUGAGAACAUAGUUUAUGGUGUUUAUUUGAUUAUAGUAUGGGUGCUUACGUUUUGUAUUGCGAUCUUCACUAUGUACACUUUUAAACUUGAAAAUUUUGGCCUAACAGUUGUGCUCGGUGCAGUUAUAUAUGUGAUGUUGUGUUUCCAAAUGUUGAGCCUUACUUAUGUUUGUGACGAAGUGGAUAUAGAUCUGAAAGCAGGCGAUGUUGUCAACAAACACUGGCGAGCUGAAGUGGAAAAGCCUGGAAGCAUGGAUGAUUUUCAAUCAGAGAGAAACUUAAUACGUAACAAAUUAUUGACAGUGGCGUCCAACGAGGGUACAAAUAACGCCACAGGCAGUGGCAGUGGUGAACCCGCAGCCCUGUUCUCCAAACUACGUAGCUUUUCCAUCGGUAGUGGGCCGAAUUCGCCACAACGUGUAGUCUCGAAUUUACGCGGUUUUCUUACACACCGUCUCAGUAAUAUCACACCAAGUGAUACAGAACCUCAUUUUUGUGAUAUAUACUAUGAUAAAUAA